AUUAUUUUGUCUUUUAGAUUUAAUGAUGUCCGGUGCAUCUAUGUCCUGUGAAUCGUAUCAUGCUGUGCUCGUCUCAACAAUAAAAAGGUAGAAAAAUCAUAAAUAAGCUUUCACAUGUAUAGCGAAAAAUGAAUUAUGAUUAUUAAUUUGUUUUUUUUACUAGAUAGCGAAAAUUCGUUUAUAAGAAUAUGUUCAACCAUCGUUGUUUUAUUUGGAUAGCGAGGAAAAAUCAUAUAUUAUUUUUUUUCGUAAUUCGUAAUGUCCCUUUCGUAAUGUUAAGGCAAAAAGGAAGAACUAAAAUAUCAUACAAGACUUUGUAUGUCCAAGAUGUCUCCACGUCAUUCUAUAUCUCCAGUCCACCAUCCCUCCACAAUAUCUUGAAUCUUCUCCGGUUUCUCUGAAAUCUGUACAAACUACAUUCUACAUACAUGUAUCAUGAUGAAAUCAUCAUGAGGACACCACCCCCUUGUCUGAUUUUUAUCCAUUGCUUGGAUAACAAGCAUAUUUCCUACCAACUACUUCGGUUUUGAUACACAAACGUCAAACUAAAUUCAUACCCGUCUUUGAAUCCACUCAAUUUCACUUUCUUUUCAUCAAUUUUGAAAAUAUUUUUUUUUUCUUCAAAAACAUGCCUGAUUCACCUCCUCCUGCUGAACACUCCCAUGGAAGCCCACUGAGUCGCCGACCUUGUGAUUUCUGUAAUAAAUCGACGGCGCUUCUGUAUUGUAGAGCUGAUAACGCCAAGCUCUGUCUCUCCUGCGACCGAGAAGUUCAUUCGACUAAUCAGCUUUUCACUAAGCACACACGGUCGUUGCUUUGUGAUGGUUGUGAUUCUUCGCCUGCUUCGAUUUUCUGCUCCACUGACGCCGUUGUUCACUGCCAGAAUUGCGACUGGGAGGCACAUAACAAGUCGAACUCGAAUUCGAAUUCGAAUUCGAGUUCGCCGGCGACACACGAUCGGCGACCUCUUGAAGGGUUUACUGGUUGUCCUUCUGUUACUGAUUUGCUAUCGAUUUUAGGGUUUGAGGAUUUGAGCAAAAAAGGGCUUUUACUUUGUGGUAGUUGUGAGGAAGGAUCCGAUUCUUACGGGUCGGGUGAUAAGUUUCCGGAUUAUCUUGUUUGGGAUACGCCUUCGUUUGUGAGCCUGGAUGACCUGAUUGUUUCAAGUGGCUCUGAGCAUAACUAUCAAGCCAUGGGUGUCCCUCCUCUCCCCAAGAACCGAAAUGCUGCGUUCGGAGCAUACAAAGAUGAACUUGUUCGCCAGCUUCGUGAAUUGGCAAAGUCCGACCCAAAUUUGGAUGGCGAUGAAGGCAUUAUUAAACCAACAAACGAUGAGUUUCAGCCUAUUAAUAUGGCAACUACACAAAAUAAUAGGGGUUUAGGGUUUGAACAUAAGUUAGAAGAGCAGCAAGUAGCAUAUUCUUCAAAUGAGGCGAAUACAUUUCAAUGGUGUCCCGAUGUUUGUGAUGCCGUGGGUCAAGAUUUAUAUUCUGACCAAUUACAUAACGCCACAGAGACACAAUGCAUAGUUCCUGUUGAAAAGAUCGAUGCUGUUCAUCAUAGUAUCACUGCUGAAAAUACACAAGUCUUCCCCAACACCUUUGUUGGUGUACGUGAAAUCAACAGUCAGGAGAGAGAAACCGCACUCUCGCGAUACAAAGAGAAGAAGAAAUCCAGGAGGUAUGAUAAGCAUAUUAGGUAUGAAUCACGAAAGGUUAGAGCCGAAAGCAGGAUAAGGAUCCGGGGUCGUUUUGCAAAAAUGGAUCGUUUGGAUGUUUGAUAGAUGAUAUAGUGAGUGAGUGUAGUUGUGGUAUUGCUUCAUGCAUAUCAAAAGAUGUUUAUGAGUAGUGCCAUGGUUUUAUGUUUUGAGCAUGUUUUGUUGCGAGUGUAGCUUGUAAAUAAAAUAAAGAUAUGAGUUAUUUAAUUAAAAUUAGGUUUUCAAAUUUAAAAGCAAUCGUGAGAGUCACCAUUGAAUGGAACAAUGAGAAAGAUAGAUUUGGAUAUAUGUAGGUACAUUAAUCUAUUAACAUGUUGCAGCUGUCCGCGGGAGGAGAAAAGGGUUGGUGGGGUGCUGAGUUUGGUUUCAACCCAUUUAUUGAAAUUGGAGGAUUGUAAUCCUAAAAUAUAUAUAUAUAUAUAUUGUAGGCGUAAAAGUUAAAGAAAAUGAAAUGGAUUGG
This is a messenger RNA of Lactuca saligna, 2177 nucleotides long. The record is from the annotation of a GenBank genome assembly. NCBI's taxonomy places the organism in Eukaryota, Viridiplantae, Streptophyta, Magnoliopsida, Asterales, Asteraceae.